Molecule: messenger RNA, 1995 nt
Organism: Wasmannia auropunctata (little fire ant)
Lineage: Eukaryota; Metazoa; Arthropoda; Insecta; Hymenoptera; Formicidae
Product: charged multivesicular body protein 7
Exons: 5
Coding region: 451-1770 (439 amino acids)
Biological process (GO): vesicle budding from membrane; late endosome to vacuole transport via multivesicular body sorting pathway
Cellular component (GO): ESCRT III complex; multivesicular body
Source: RefSeq, a predicted model, not a curated record
GAGCAUUGAAGAAUGCGAGUGAAAAAAUAGUGAAUAAAAAAAAAACAUUUUAAUCUGUCAGAGUUUUUAGAUUUGCAUAUCUCUUGAAACAGCUGAUGACAGUAGCCUCGAAUAAACGAGCAUUGAAGAAUGCGAGUGAAAAAAUAGUGAAUAAAAAAAAAAAACAUUUUAAUCUGUCAGAGUUUUUGGAUUUGCACAUUGAAAUACCUCCGCAGACGUUCAUUCGAAAUCAUAAAAUUCACUUCUCUCGGUCUCAGUUAGAACGAGCUCAACGAAGAUGGGAGGAACGUCGACGGAAGAUACGUGUGUGUAAAAAUAGAACGCAUAAUUCGUAAGAUUCGUUGCGACCAGACAAUAUUUAUAACCUAAGUUAAUUUGCAUCUUCGAGUGAUAUGCAAAGAUUUUCUUCAAUCGACCUCCACGAACGACAUUGGCGUUAACGAUAAUAAAAUGUUCGACGGAAACACCAGCGGUAAUGUGCCGCUGCCAGCAGAAAAAUUGCCAGAAUGUUGGAAUCAAGAGGAGAGGAUGAGCGCGCUGUUCUCGCCGUUUCGCAGCAAAUCCGCAAACCCGCAGGACUGGAUUUCCAAAUACAAAUUCUGGAAUAAUUUGAUAUACGAAUGGCUGAAGCAUACCAUGCAAUGCAGCUUUUCUGUUGUCGAUUUGAACGAAGCUUUCAAAAGAAAAGGCUGCGCGCCGCUAUGUUUGGUUACCGUAAUUGAGGAACUUACAAGAAAUAACGAGAUAAUUCAAGAGACUGACUUUGUUAAGGCACCGUGCGAAACAUGGACAGCGUGGUCAAUUGACAUAUUCGUAAAGAAACCAAUUGGCUGGUCGUUUUCCAAAGUAAGGAACUACAUUGUGGGCCAGAAGAUAAAUAGUACAGAAGUAAGAUACGUACAUCUGCGGAUUGUGCGAGAAUUGGGUGACAUUAUCCUCUCCAUCACCGAAGUCAGGAAAGAUAACAUCUUGUUCCCAAUAUCGGAGAUAAUAGAAUAUUGUCAGAGCAAAACGAAGAAGCAGAUUUCAGACGGUGCAGUGAGAUUGACGUUAGAGUGGUUGAGACAACAGAAGAAGGUGAUUUUUAAGAAGAGCUCCAAUCCAAAUAGUGAAUUGCUAGUUAAGAUCUCUGCGCAAACGGCAAAUGAAAUUACGGAGGUGGAAGAAGGCAUGUAUAAAUUAAGAAAACAGGAAAACGAACUAAUCAAGGAUAUAGAGCUUAUGGAGCAAGAGAAGCUGAGUGUUAUUAAUGAAGCGAAACUGUACUUGGGAAAAGAGUUGCGUCAGAUGGCGAAGACGCGAUUAAGGAGAAAAAUGGAAUUGGAAAAGACCAUAGAAAAGCGCGCGCAAGCUCUUGCAAAUCUACGCGUUCUCAUCACCAAUAUCGAAGACGCGCAUUCUAACUCUGCAGUGUUAUCUGCUUAUAAAACUGGAUCCGAUGUACUGAAGAAAAUAGGACAGAAUGGUUUAACGGAAUAUAACGUAACAGAUGUUAUGGAUGAUAUUAAUGAGAUUUUAGCGGAGAACAAAGAGAUAGAUUCGGUUUUAUCUGAGACACUGAACAACACAGACUCUGACUCCGAAUUGGAAAAGGAAUUAGCGGAAUUGUUGGAUGAGGACAAUGAUGUUUCCACUGCAGUUUCAAAUUCAAAUUCAGAGAUUGAAAAACUGAAGCAACGUUUGCAAGAUUUACGCGUAGACGGUAUAACUGCCCUACCAUCUGUACCGUCCAAUAAAGAAAAAGCACUAAAGGAAUUCGAGUAUUCGUAAGUUGCAAUAGUCUGUGUAAUUCUACAAUAACUUCAUAGAAUCAUUCGUCUCUAAUUUUUUAAAAAUAUUUUACUAUAGGUAUAAAAUCGUAUAAUGGAAAAUAUAUUCAAAUGUACAUUAUGUAUAAAAACAAUGUGUAAAGAUUUUUUUUUUAAUCUGUUUUGUACAACUUGGCAUGUAUGAAGUUAAAAUAGAAGUAACCAAAGUUUCUAUUCUGCUCACAUA